UUUAAAUUUUGCUAUCCACGAGGGAAGCUCCAAGUUCACGAGAGCGGACGCGCGCGCGCGCUCGCCCAAGUCUACGUCGGGAUUUUUCGGCAUUUUGUUGUUAUAGGAUCGCGGUACUACGAAACGGUUUUUGAUUUACUUUCGUCCUAGUUUUUUUUUCUUUGGCUAGACAAUCAUCUCGUCUAGAAUCGAUAAAAAUCCUCGUCCCGAAUCGUCAAGAAUCCUAGUGCGAAAUCGUCAAGAAUUCUCAAAGAAAAUUUGUUUUCCAGAUUUGUUUUGGAACAUUUUCCGGCAAAAAAAAAACAUUCUAUUCUAUUUUCUUAAUGCAUUGUGGUGUGUGAAGUGCGUGUGAACCAUACUCGAGCCAGCAAGUAAAGACGAGCGUCGAGAAUUAGCAAGAAGCUUUUCGAUGAUCCAGAUCGCAGAGAUGUGCUGGGAAGCAUCCAGGGUGCGACCACUGUUCCGGUGGUUGCUCCCGAUACUGCUGGUCGCCGCUACUUCACGGGAAGUUCGAGGUCACGGACGCAUGAUGGAACCACCGGCACGCAAUGCAAUGUGGCGCUUCGGUUUUCCGAAUCCGGUCAACUACAACGAUAACGAACUGUUUUGCGGUGGGUACGCGGUCCAGUGGGAACAGAACCAGGGCAACUGUGGUGUGUGCGGAGAUGCGUACCAUCUUCGAUCGCCAAGACCACACGAGGCGGGCGGUGAGUAUGGUAAGGGUAUUGUAUCGCGUCGCUACGUAGCGGGCCAGGAGGUCGAGGUCGAGAUCGAACUGACCGCCAAUCAUAUGGGCCGGUUCGAGCUGUACCUCUGCCCGAACAAUAAUCCGCAAGCGGAAGCGACACAGGAAUGCUUCGACCGGUAUCCACUGUAUCUGGCCGGUACGCGCGAGGUUCGGUUUUUCAUCCCACCCGAGUCGAAGAAAAAGGACGUGUUCCGGUACCGUGUGCAGCUACCGCUGUACGUUAGCUGUACGCAGUGCGUACUGCAGUGGACGUACUUUACCGGCAAUAUGUGGGGACGAUGCGACAACGGUACCGAGUCGGUUGGUUGCGGUAGACCAGAAACGUUCCGUAACUGUGCGGAUAUCAGCAUCGUGUCCAAUACUGGUGGAGGCCGGCCUCCACUGUUUGUUGGCAACAAUAAUCCGUUCCUGCUGUACUACCGGGACUUCCGUGAUCCGAAGCCAGAUAACGUGUAUCCACUCAUCAUCCGGGACCAGGUGUGCCUGCCGACCGCAACCUACCGCAGCUUCAUCGGGAUGGAGGAUUGGUGCCAGAGCAACUGUCUACGCUAUCCACCGAACUGUCCGGAAACGGUGUGCCACUGUCCACAAACGUGCGAAGCGAUCGGUGAGCUGCGAGGCCGCGAGGGUGCCGAUGUAUACUGUCUGGACCAGUGUCUCAACUUCAAGUCCAACUGCCCAGCCGACAGAUGUCGUUGCUACUAAAUGCGCCAUUGCAGACAGCGGGCGGAUGUGUGUGAGUGGGUAUGUGUGAAUGUGUGUGAGUGUGUGAUUGCGUUGUGUGUCGUAUUGCGUCGAAUGAACGAGAAUCUUCAGGACAACACAGCAAAGGACGCAGCGAAGGACGUGAACUCCCCCUUAGAACCGCAAUGUCCAAACUGAACGAAAUGUGGAGCAUAGGCGUACCAAUUCGUACCAAUCGUGUUUCGUGUGCGCGUGUAUAUGUAGCAGGUCGAACUCAAGUCCGUAUUUUGCGACAUUCGGCUAGAGGUCUCUCUCUCUCUCUUUCUCUCUCUCUCUCUCGUUCUGGUUCUGUCAAAGCUGCUUCAACAACCUUUCGCCAAUAGGAUAACAAAAAAAGGAUAAAAACAAAAGAGCUCUGCUUCAUCUGUUGGAGCUCUACUUCAUCUGUGCUCUGCCCGCUUCUUGCCGCUAUUCUGGAGGGCAAAUAGGACUUACUCCAUUGGAGUUCUCGUUUUCUUUAACAAUCGCCAAUUAAAUUUGGAACAAAAAGCAGUUUGUUAUCAAAUGUCUAGUAACGUUCAAUUACCAGAUAGUAGCCUCCUGACGAAUAUUUUGCAGAGUUUGCAGAGCGAGGGGGAUAGAGAGAUAUGCAGAGAUCUUACGGAGUGCCUUGGGGCAGUUGUAAUGUUGCGCCAUAAUAAAACCACUAAGUGACUUUUGUACGCAAUAGAAGGGCGUACCAAAAAAAAAAAAGAAGAAAAUCAAA
Molecule: messenger RNA, 2198 nt
Organism: Anopheles stephensi (Asian malaria mosquito)
Lineage: Eukaryota; Metazoa; Arthropoda; Insecta; Diptera; Culicidae
Exons: 5
Coding region: 410-1453 (347 amino acids)
Source: RefSeq, a predicted model, not a curated record